Messenger RNA from Myxocyprinus asiaticus (Chinese sucker), 8535 nucleotides. Its product is annotated as ras/Rap GTPase-activating protein SynGAP-like. Bases 773 to 4402 code for a protein of 1209 amino acids. The record is from RefSeq and is a predicted model, not a curated record. Gene Ontology annotation, biological process: regulation of GTPase activity. Lineage: Eukaryota; Metazoa; Chordata; Actinopteri; Cypriniformes; Catostomidae. The transcript is spliced from 19 exons.
CCUCGCGCGUUGCGCGUCUGAUUCUCGCGCUCAGUUUCACAUUUAUAUUCGAUAAUGAAGAAGAUGAUGAUGAUGCUGGAGUAACGGGAUGAAGAUCGCAUCGAUCACAUCUUUAACAUGACAAACCCGCAGCGCGCGCUUCUGUCGCAUUUGCCGCGGAGCGAACGAUGAGCGCCGGCGGGGAUCCGCGCGUUACCCUGGAAACGGCUGCGGAGCGCCGGAGACUCGAGCGAGCGCAGGCCGAGCAGAGUGAAGCGACAGGCGGACUGAAGCGAGAGGAAGAGCCGUUGCGGGACGCGGAGCUCCGGAGAGAGAUUCACACACCUGCGAUUGUUUUGUUAGUUUAACUGGAGACGAGGCUUUAAUUGUGCAUUAAUUAUGCAUGAAAUAUCCAUGAUACCCAGAAGGAAUUAAUUGAUGUUUCACUCUUUUAAAUAAGCCAGUUAUGAAGAUGUGCAGUGCAUACUGCAAACUCCACUGCAUCAGUCGUGCAUGUGAUGGAAUAAGAGACAGAAUUGUGCAGUGACAGUGCUGCAGGACAGAGUGAAACACUGAUCUGAGGACAGUAAGAAUGACAAACACUGAUGAUGAUGGAGCAAUAGUUUAGGGACAUCCUGAAGAUUUUCAGAAAGUUUCAGUUCUGGACAGACACACACACAGAGAGAGAGACAGACAGACAGAGAGACAUACUGAGGCCUGACGCCUCCGGUCUCUCUUCUUCGAGCACGCUCGUGCUCGCAGGAAGAGCUUUGCCACGUCGCGGCAGAGAAGCAUGGAAACUCCGCCCACUGCACCUACUCAGCCAUUCCGACAACCUAGUUUUCUUAGCCGCCGUCUGAAAGGUUCGAUUAAGCGAGCAAAGAGUCAACCCAAACUCGACCGCACUGGAAGCUUCCGCCACAUGAUACUCCCACGAUUCCGCAGUGCUGACCAGGAGAGGACGCGACUGAUGCAGAGUUUUAAGGAGUCUCACUCGCACGAGUCUCUGCUCUCUCCGAGCAGCGCGGCCGAGGCGCUGGAUCUCACGCUGGACGAGGAUGCCAUUAUUAAACCCGUCCACUCCAGCAUCCUCGGCCAGGAGUACUGCUUCGAGGUGACGACAGUAUCAGGCACGAAGUGUUUUUCAUGUCGUUCUGCAGCAGAGAGAGACAAAUGGAUGGAGAAUCUGCAGCGGGCCGUGAAGCCGAACAAGGAUAACAGCCGUCGUGUUGAUAAUGUGCUUAAGAUGUGGAUUAUUGAAGCGCGAGACCUUCCCGCUAAAAAGCGCUACUACUGCGAGCUGUGUCUGGAUGACAUGCUGUACGCUCGAACCACCAGCAAACCACGAACGGACACGGUGUUCUGGGGGGAACACUUUGAGUUUAACAACCUCCCCGCCAUCCGCAGUCUCAGAUUACACCUGUACAAAGAAACCGACAAGAAGAGACGAAAGGAGAAGAGCACAUAUCUGGGUCUGGUUAGUAUCCCGAUCUCCAGUAUAACGGGUCGUCAGUUUGUGGAGCAGUGGUAUCCCGUUAUACAGCCCAGCGUUCUGGCGAAAGGGGGCGGAGUCGGCAGCGGGAAGAUCAUCAACGCAUCGCUGCGACUCAAAUCUCGCUAUCAGACAAUGAACAUCCUGCCGAUGGAGCUGUAUAAGGAGUUUGCAGAGUACGUCACCAAUAAUUACCGCACACUGUGUGGCGUUCUGGAGCCGCUGUUGAGCGUGAAGAGUAAAGAGGAAGUGGCUUGUGCGCUGGUACACAUCCUACAGAGCACUGGGAAGGCCAAGGACUUCCUGUCUGAUAUGGCCAUGACCGAGGUGGAUCGAUUCAUGGACCGCGAGCAUCUGAUCUUCAGAGAGAACACACUGGCCACUAAAGCCAUCGAAGAGUUCCUGAAGCUCAUCGCUCUCCGUUACCUCAAAGACACCAUCGGUGAGUUCAUCCGCGCGCUGUACGAGUCCGAGGAGAACUGUGAGGUGGAUCCCAUGCGAACGCCCCCGUCUGUGGUGGCGGAUCAUCAGGCUAAUCUGCGCAUGUGCUGUGAACUCGCGCUCUGCAAGAUCAUCAACUCUCAUUGUGUGUUUCCACGGGAACUGAAGGAGGUAUUUGCGUCGUGGCGCGUGCGUUGUGCCGAACGCGGCCGUGAGGACAUCGCGGACCGUCUCAUCAGCUCGUCUCUCUUCCUGCGCUUCCUGUGUCCAGCGAUCAUGUCUCCAUCUCUGUUUAAUCUGACGCAGGAAUAUCCGUCCGAGCGCACCUCACGAACUCUCACGCUCAUCGCCAAGGUGGUGCAGAGCCUCGCCAGCUUCUCAAAGUUCAGUGGUAAAGAGGAUUAUCUGGGCUUCAUGAAUGAGUUUCUGGAGAUGGAGUGGGGCUCAAUGCAGCAGUUCCUGUAUGAAAUCUCUAAUCUGGAGUGUGUGAGUAACGCCGGGGCGUUUGAGGGUUAUAUCGACCUCGGCCGAGAGCUGUCCAUCCUGCACAGUUUACUCUGGGAGGUCAUGGCCCAGCUCAGUAAGGACGCCAUAUUGAAACUGGGGCCGUUGCCGCGGUUACUGAAUGACAUCAGCGUGGCGUUGCGCAACCCUCAGCUGCACCGUCAGGCGAGUCACCAGCCGCCCGAACGUCACCUGUCACGACCCGCAUUCGCCCGCCUCGCCACUAACGACUUCCAGAGCCUCAUGAUGAGAGACCUCAACAGCUCUAUAGAUAUCUCUCGUCUGCCGUCUCCUACUGCGGGUUUGUCUGGAAGUGGCAUUCUGUCUCAUCCGGGAAUGGCUGCGUUCUCCGAGCGUGAUCACCGUGGCAACAAAGACGUGUUCUACGUGACCCGCCCUCCUCUGGCACGCUCAAGCCCCGCCUACUGCACAAGCAGCUCUGACAUCACCGACCCUGACCCGAAGGUUCUCAGUGUGAAUAAGAGCGUGUCUAUGAUGGAUCUUCAGGAUUCGCGCAUUAACAGCGUGUCGAAUCUGCACUCUGUCAAUGACCUGCUGAACUCGUCUCAGGGCUCUCUCGCCGGGCUGGGCGGGUACGGUCCACUGGGUGGCGCCCCUCUCAGGGCGGGAGGUCGCGUGUCAGCGGGGUCAAAUAUGUCGGGUGGUUUGCGCAUGGGGACGGAUUCGCUCUCGCAGCAGCAGCAACAGCAGGCGGCCGCGAUGCACGUGCCGUUAUCCUUCCAGAACCCUCUGUUCCACCUGGUGUCCGACGGGCCGCAGUACCACACCCCCCCACAUGUGCCCGCUGCUGCCCCGCCCCCACUCCUGCUCGCCCCGGAGCCUGAGAACGGACACGUUGGCUUCGGCAUGCCGACAUUCGGUCACAGCGGCUUCUCUCGCAGCGAGGAUCUGUCGGCUCUGCGCUCACAGAACAGUCUGGUGCAACCCAACAUCGUCCACUCACACAGCUACAGUGACGAUUUCACACGUCACAAUCAGGCCGACUACGCCCGCAGACAGCUCUCACUGCAGGUGCAGGAGAAUCUUCAGCAGCAGGUUUUAAUGGGCAUGGCCCCACAGACAGCGACGGGCACCGGCACACCCGCUUCUCUGGCCACUCCCCCUACCACCAUUCAUCCUGUGCGUCAGGCCUCCAUGGCUCCGCCUCCUCCUCAGCGUGCAAAGCCUCAGCCUUCUCACCAGCUGUCCGUCAGCUCAGCCGCUAACUCCACGCCUCCCAAGACCCGCCCUCAGAGUGGGAACCUCCUCCAAUCACCCGAGUCAAGUUUCGGGGCAAGGCAGUUGCCGCGACAGCAGCUGUCAGCGAAGGAUAGCCCCGCCCCCGGGCUGCCGCAUCAGUCCAGCACAGCGAAUGAGAAUGCCACACCACAAGGGGGCGCUGGUGAGAGCGUAGAAAACACCCCUAGCAACCAACCCGCAAAACCCGCUCAACAAAAUAACCAACAGAAUUUACUCAAACCAACUGUUAACAAACAGGGCUCGAAAUCUCCCUCCACAUUGAACACCCCCACAGCUGCGUCUGAGCGUACGGUGGCCUGGGUGUCCAACAUGCCGCACCUGUCUGCAGACAUUGAGAGCUUGCGUGUGGAUCGUGAGGAUUUCAAACUGAAGGAACACUCUAAGAGUAUGGACGAGUCUCGUCUGGACCGGGUGCGCGAGUAUGAGGAGGAGAUUCACUCUCUAAAGGAGCGUUUGAUGAUGUCACACCGUAAACUGGAGGAGUACGAGCGCCGGCUGCAUUCACAGGAACAACAGACGAGUAAAAUCCUGCUGCAGUAUCAGAGUCGCCUGGACGACAGUGAGCGACGCCUGCGACAACAACAGGUGGAGAAAGACUCGCAGAUCAAAGGAAUCAUCAACAGGUUAAUGGCUGUAGAGGAUGAGUUGAGAGGAAGUGGAAUGCCUGACCUGAAAACCAGAUUAUUCACAGAACAGCCCAUUUAUGGUGCUCACUCUGGAACAUGAUUGGCCCGUGCAGGAAUAGUGGACAUGUGAUUGGUUGAACCUCAACCCUGGAAUAUCUGUUGAUUGGCUGAGAGAGAAGAGAAAGGCGGAUCCAGAGAAUGAAGAACAACUCCAACUAUAUAAUCUCUCUUUCUCUCUCUCUCUCUUUCUCUCUCUCUCUCUCUCUCUCUCUCUCUCUCUCACACACACACACACACACACACACACACUGGGAAUAUAUAUAUAUAUAUAUAUAUGUGUGUGUGUGUGUGUGAUUAAUAAAUAUAUAUAAUAUAUAUAUAUAGUCAUCAGGUGUCUCUCUCUCCUGCUGUCUCUCUCUCUCUCUUUUCUUCUGAAAUUUUGAGCCAAAUGGACGACAAUCAGCAUCUUUGAGGCCGAUACAAUCACAUCGAUAGCACAACGAAAACCAACAGACAGACAGAGAGACAGACAGCAUGAGUUUAUUCAUUUAUUAUUUUCCUCUCAUUCACCUGUCUCUCUGUCUCUCUUUAUUCACAGAUGUGUAUGUGUGUUUUGAUCAAUGGCGGCCUCAACUUCCUAAUAAUCACUCAAUAUCAAAUCUAUUUUUUUUUUUUUUUUUUAAACAAUGUUUUGAGGGGGUUGAUUCUUUCUGAGCCAACAGACGCUGUCAUACCACUCAUAACUCCGCCUCUUCCUGUUCUGAGAAGGAGGCGGGCUUUCCUCUGCGUGCCUAAAGAGCUCCAAUGAGAACAGGGCAAAAUAAGACUAUUGACGAGUGAAUCGGACACUCCGUUUAUUUCAUGAUCUCAAGUUUUGCUCAUCAAUGAGAAAGAAGUUUGCAAUGUUUUUGGGUGGAUUUGCUGCACUGUGGACAGAAAGCCCAGUUUCCUGCGUCUAAUGCCACACAGACGACCAGGAACGUCUCGGAAAGAAGUACCGAAGAGUUUCUGGUUGUGGAAACGAAAAUGCGACACUUGUGUGUGUGUGAGAAAAUGUUCUUGGUUUGCUGUAGUGAGUUUUCACUGUUGGCAUUAGUUGUGUGGAACGGAUAUCAGGUGACUUUGUGAUUCAAUAUGGGAAUGAAAGAUCUACUUGUUUUAGUGUGGGUGUGUGUUUGUUAGAAAACACCUAAAUGAAAAGUUUUAAAGGUGAAGUGUGUAAUUUCUGCUCCACUAGCCGUACCAAACAGAAUGGGAGUCAAAGUAAUUAUCUCAAAACAGGUUUCCCCAACAUUCGCCAAUCAGUCGUUGGUCGGACAAAAGGGUAGUCCCACUCCAAACUCGCCCUAUUGGUCGAGCGAACCACAUUAUAGUGACAACGAGGAGGUUACUCCCUAGCAACCGGGCCAAUUUGGUUACUUAGGAGACCUGGCUGGAGUCACUCAGCACACCCUGGAUUUGAACUCGUGACUCCAGGGGUGAUAGUCAGCGUCAAUACUCGAUGAGAUACCCAGGCCCCCUCGACCCUCCUUUUCUUAAAAAAGGCACAAAUCUGUGUUCCUGUGAGACACUUACAAUGGAAGUCAAUGGGGUCAAUCCGUAAACGUUAAAAUACUCACUGUUUCAAAAGUAUAGACACAAGACAGAAACAAUAUGUGUGUUAACAUGAUUUAACUGUGAUAAAAUCACUUACUAACCACAUCUGUGGAAAGUUAGCGAGAAGCAUUUACCCAUGUUUCCAUUGAUCAUGAUAUAAAUAAUGGGGGGGUUGUACUGGCUUGUUUUGAUUAUUGGGGGGGGGGGGUUACCUCCCUUCAUUCCCCCGGAAUCAGCUGGUAAUUUGAUUAAGUUUAUGGCAAGAAUAGCACAUAAUGAUAAAUUUGGAAAAGAAGUGUUAGCAUUGGGACGUGUGAAGAUGCUUUGGAUGGUGAACUUGAGAAGGUCCCAAAAUCCACUGCAAACUCGCAUUCAAGUCUGACUCGAUCCUGGUGUGGAGUGCUCACUUUAUACCAUCAAAUCAAUUCCCGAUGGAUAAAAUUAUGUCCAACACUAUAUUUUUUGUUGUUGAAUAAACUCAGAAAUACUUCACAAUAUGGAAGUAACAUGGGUUGCGAUGUUGAUGGGUUUUCAUGGUGAUGUAACAUUAAAAAAAUAACACACUUCACUUUUAACGAUUCAAUGAUUUAAUAGAGAAAGGAAAGAUUUGACUGAAACUAAAAUCAAGUAUUUACCACUCUUAGAUUUUAAUAAAGACACAAAUAAUCCAGCCACACAUUAUGAUUUACUCAAACACACACAGACACACACUGAUUUGCUUUUUUCUGAGGUUGGCUGCUGAUUUCUGUACAUAGAGUCCAGAUUUACUAAUUGAAAGUUUAUUCAUUUUAAGUCAGUUCAGUUUUUCUCUUUUUUCGAUGUUUGGUGGAUGAUUCUCAUAUACGCCAGUAGCCGCUUUGCUAGGGCUUAAGGCACUUACUUUUCUAUUAAUUUUUUGUUGAAGUAUUAAUUUUGUCUGCAUUUCAGGUAAUAAUAGUAAUGAAAAACAAUGAAUAGUGUUUCUGUGCCUACAGUUCCCAUAGAGCAAUGGUUCUCAAACAGGGGGCUGGGACCCACUAGGGGGUCUUAACAUGACUUAAUAAUUAAAAUAAUCCAACUUAAUUAAAAUGUUAAAAAAUACUUUAAGAUGUAUGCCCACAAAUUAUAAACAGACUCUUUCUGAAACUUCUGGAAUCAAAAACGAUCCAUGAUAAUUAUUUUAAUCAGACACGUCUAGUUUCCGGUUUCCGAACUCUCUGCAGCGCUGAUUGGUUUAAUGCAGAACUCUGCAGUUCCUGAUUGGCUGAUGCAGAACUCUCUGCAGCGCUGAUUGGUUUAAUGCAGAACUCUGAAGUUCCUGAUUGGCUGAUAUGGAACCCUUUGCAGCGCUGAUUGGUUUAAUGCAGAACUCUGCAGUUCCUGAUUGGCUGAUAUGGAACCCUUUGCAGCGCUGAUUGGUUUAAUGCAGAACUCUGAAGUUCCUGAUUGGCUGAUACGGAACCCUUUGCAGCGCUGAUUGGUUUAAUGCAGAACUCUGAAGUUCCUGAUUGGCUGAUACGGAACCCUCUGCAGCGCUGAUUGGUUUAAUGCAGAACUCUGAAGUUCCUGAUUGGCUGAUAUGGAACCCUUUGCAGCGCUGAUUGGUUUAAUGCAGAACUCUGAAGUUCCUGAUUGGCUGAUACGGAACCCUCUGCAGCGCUGAUUGGUUUAAUGCAUAACUCUGCAGUUCCUGAUUGGCUGAUGCGGAACCCUCUGCAGCGCUGAUUGGUUUAAUGCAGAACUCUGCAGUUCCUGAUUGGCUGAUGCGGAACCCUCUGCAGCGCUGAUUGGUUUAAUGCAGAACUCUGAAGUUCCUGAUUGGCUGAUACGGAACCCUUUGCAGCGCUGAUUGGUUUAAUGCAGAACUCCGCGGUCCUGACUGGCUGAUACGGAACCCUCUGCAGCACUGAUUGGUUUAAUGCAUAACUCUGCAGUUCCUGAUUGGCUGAUGCGGAACCCUCUGCAGCGCUGAUUGGUGAAAUGCAGAACUCCGCGGUCCUGAUUGGCUGAAUUGUUUGCUUUUCCAACCUGUUCAUUGCCAUACAGACGUAGAUUUUGAGAGAAUAUCAGUUUCAAUAAAGCAAAGGUGCUUUGCAGAUUGAUCAAUACAACAUUUAUCUACUUUUUGUCACAAUUUUCUGAUAAUAUAUAGCCAUUUUAUGUGUAUAGGGGUCAGUUAUGCUAAGACAGAUCGUGAUGGUGUAUCUUUUCCCCAUUGUGUAGCACUCUAGUUCUUAAUGACUUUCUGUAUUAAAUUCAUGAUGAAAUGGUCCUUACAACGGGACCCUUCCGCCAAUUUAGCCAUAGACACGGACAAGCCAUAGCAUUGACCCGUCCCUCCAAUCCGAUUCAGGAGUGUAGAAUGUAUAUAUUUAUAUAUUUACCCAUGGAAAUAUUCUCGAAUGCAGGAGAGAUUAGUUGAUUCUAGAGUGGAGCAUCUCUGAAAAUGGAGUGAUGUUUUGAAUGUUCAUAUUAUUAUUAUAAAGAUAUUAUAUUCAAAUAUUAUUAUUAUUGUAAUUAUGAGCUUCAUUUUAUUGACAAUGAUUGAUAAACAAAAAUGUCUUUCUUUUUGUGAAUAUGGAGAAGUUUACAUUUUUCUGGGGAAAUAUUAAAAAUCUUUAAAUAUUUCAACAAAUAAAUAAAUAUAUACAUGCUUAA